AUGUCUGUCCUUGUACCAUCGUUAACAAAUAAUACUAAUACUAAUCAUCAUCAUAGUUCUACUUAUUUUUCUAAUAAUACAAAUCGUCGUAUUAAUGGAAAUAUAUCACAAAUACAACAACAAAAUCGUUUAGCAACAAAUACAUUAAAUGAACAUGAUCAAGAUAGUGAUCAUGUACCAUUUGGUGUUGUUAAUUCAAUGAAACAACGUUUACUUAAUAAAGUAAAUGAAUCUUAUGUAUUAAAUAAUAAUUCAACAAUAGUACGUCAUUCAUUAUUAAAACAAUCAACACGUAUAGCAUCGAACGAAAAUUUACUUCAAACAAAAACAUCUUUAUCACCAUUAAAACGUACAACACGUUUAUCACGUAGUCAAGAUAAUUUAACAAAUAAUAAUCAUAAUUCAAUUAAUUAUUUAUCUGGUCAAAUAAUAACAACAGAACAAUUUACUUCAUAUAUACAACCAAAACAAGAUGUAAUUAUUGUAGAUACAACAACGAAUAUUAAUCAAAAUGAUGAUUAUAACGAUGACGGAAAAUUACGUGCAGGACAGAAAAUGUUACCACAUCGGCAAUCAUAUACGGAAUUACAUGUUGAUGAAGCACCAAAACCUGAAUCAAAUUUAAUUAAUAUCGAUAAUACUUCAAAAGCAGAAAGACAUAUAACAUUAGAGGAUUUUAAAAAACAACAUUAA
Messenger RNA from Rotaria sp. Silwood2, 693 nucleotides. The record is from the annotation of a GenBank genome assembly. Lineage: Eukaryota; Metazoa; Rotifera; Eurotatoria; Philodinida; Philodinidae.